This is a messenger RNA of Naumovozyma castellii, 1338 nucleotides long. RefSeq names its product U6 snRNP complex subunit PRP24 (gene PRP24). The transcript has a single exon. The record is from RefSeq and is a predicted model, not a curated record. Lineage: Eukaryota; Fungi; Ascomycota; Saccharomycetes; Saccharomycetales; Saccharomycetaceae. Bases 1 to 1338 code for a protein of 445 amino acids.
AUGCCAGAAUCAAGGAAGAGAUCGUUAAGCUUAGAAGAAGAAGGGGAAAGAGAUAGUCUUGUGAAGAAACAAGAUAGUAAGCCUACUAGGAAUAGGGAAUUGACCACUGUUUUAGUGAAGAAUCUACCAAAGAGCACGAACCAGAAUAGGUUACGUAAAUUCUUCCAAGAUUGUGGCCCUUUAAAACAUGUGGAUAUAGUAGAUACAUUGGAUAAAUCGAGCAGGGUUGCCAGACUAGAAUUUGAAAACUUUUUGGAUGCAUCCAGUGCAUUAACGAAGACGUUUAAGAAAUUAGGGAAUAAUGAAAUAGAAGUUAGUUGGCUUAAAAAUUGUACUGUCUGGUUAACAAAUUUUCCUCCUACCUUUACAUCGAGAGAACUGAAAAGCUUAUUUACAGAAUAUGAUUGUUUACCAAUCAGUGUGAGGUUACCAUCACUCAGAUUUAAUGCCAAUAGAAGAUUUGCAUACGUAGAUGUUUGCACAUCUAAUGAAGCUACAAACAUGGUCAACAACUUGAACAAUAAAGAGAUAGAUAACUAUAAAUUGGUAGCCAAGAUGUCUGAUCCAUCACAACGAUCGAAAAGGUCAGAUGCUGCUGCCAUAGAGAGAAGAGAACUAAUAAUAAGAAACUUGGAUCCUAGUUCAAUCGACGAGGGAGAGCUCCGAAAUAUGUUCGGAACACUAGGUGAAAUUGAGUCCAUUAAUAUUCCAAAGAAACAGGAAGAAAAUUCUAAUCAAUAUACUAAUGGUGUUGCAUUUAUAACGUUCCUUAACUCUGAUGAUGCACAUUCUGCACUAAAAUUGAAUAAUUCAAAAAUCAACGAUAGGAUAAUAACCGUCAGUUUGGCUGACCAAAAACCAUAUUUGGAGCGUCAAGAGGUGAAAAGAAUUUUAUUGUCUAGAAAUAAAAAUGAAUUAGAGAAGAUAAUAUCAUUGUACCCCAUGAGCGAUCGAGUCUCUAAGUUUGAAUUACGAUCAUUCAUUGAAGAAAAGUGUCAUAUGUAUGAUAAUAUUGAGCAUAUUAAAGAUAUACAUCUGGUACCUGACCAUAAUGGAGCAUUACUGGUACUCUCAAAUAAUAACAUUGCUGCCAAAUACAGCAUGAUUCUAAAUGGACUAUCUUUUCAUAACAAGUCCAUAAGUUGCGGCUCUGUUCAGGAUCUUAAGAAUCAUCAUCAUUCAAAAAAUAAAAACCCUAGACAAGCGAGUAUUGCAUCAAAUGGAGAGCAUUUUUCUAGGAUGAUUUUGAAGGAACCAACAACAAAAGAGAGAGAAAACCCAAAUGAUAAGCCAAAGCUAUCAAAUGAUGAUUUCCGUAAGAUGUUCCUAAAUAAAUAA